CUUGCUAGGCCGCUCACGAGGUUCUUCCUUUCUCAGACACCACCUUUUCCGUGUGCGACUCUGUGGCCUGGAUGGACUGGUGAAUUCUGUCAAAAUUCACAAAACUUCGGCGAUUUGAUUUGUACAAGAAAACCACCAAAAUGCCGGCGUAUUUUCAGCGCCCAGAGAAUGCUCUCAAACGAGCAAAUGAGUUUCUGGAAGUUGGCAAGAAACAACCAGCCUUGGAUGUUCUGUACGAUGUCAUCAAGAGCAAGAAGCAUCGAACAUGGCAGAAGAUCCACGAGCCCAUUAUGCUCAAAUACUUGGAGCUUUGCGUGGAUCUUCGCAAGAGCCACCUGGCAAAGGAAGGCCUCUACCAGUACAAGAACAUUUGCCAGCAGGUGAACAUCAAAUCUCUAGAGGAUGUGGUUAGGGCCUACUUGAAGCUGGCGGAAGACAAGACUGAAACCGCCAAAGAGGAAUCACAGCAGAUGGUCCUGGACAUUGAGGAUCUGGACAACAUCCAGACUCCAGAGAGUGUGCUCCUGAGCGCUGUGAGUGGAGAGGACACACAGGAUCGUACUGAUCGCCUGCUGCUCACUCCCUGGGUGAAAUUUUUAUGGGAGUCUUACCGUCAGUGCCUGGACCUGCUUCGGAACAACUCCAAGGUGGAGCGCCUUUACCAUGACAUUGCCCAGCAAGCAUUCAAGUUCUGCCUUCAGUACACCCGGAAAGCAGAGUUUCGCAAGUUGUGUGACAACCUGCGAAUGCAUCUGGGCCAGAUCCAGCGACACCACAACCAGAGCACUGCCAUCAACCUGAACAACCCCGAGAGUCAGUCUAUGCACCUGGAGACACGUUUGGUGCAGCUUGACAGUGCCAUAAGCAUGGAGCUCUGGCAGGAAGCGUUCAAGGCAGUGGAGGACAUCCAUGGUUUGUUUGCUCUUUCCAAGAAGCCACCAAAGCCUCAGCUUAUGGCCAACUACUACAACAAGGUGUCUACUGUGUUUUGGAAAUCUGGAAAUGCUCUUUUCCAUGCUGGAACCCUCCAUCGACUUUAUCAUCUUUCCAGAGAGAUGCGCAAGAAUCUCACUCAAGAGGAAAUGCAAAGGAUGUCCACUAGAGUCCUUCUGGCUACUCUGUCCAUUCCCAUCACCCCUGAGCGCACAGAUAUUGCUCGACUUCUAGAUAUGGAUGGUAUCAUUGUGGAAAAACACCGCCGGCUGGCAACCCUACUGGGCCUCCAGGCUCCACCAACCCGCCAAAGUCUGAUCAAUGACAUGGUGAGAUUUAACUUGUUGCAGUAUGUAGUGCCCGAAGUGAAAGAACUUCACAACUGGCUUGAAGUUGACUUCCAUCCCUUGAAGCUCAGUGGAAGAGUGACCAAGGUGCUGAAUUGGGUGAGAGAUCAGGGUGAGAAGGAGGCUGAGCUCCAGCAGUAUGUCCCGCACCUGCAAAAUAACACCAUCUUGCGUCUCCUGCAACAAGUCGCACAGAUCUAUCAGAGUAUUGAGUUCAGUCGUCUGGCCUCUCUUGUUCCUUUCGUGGAUGCUUUCCAGCUGGAACGCUCUAUUGUGGACGCUGCAAGGCACUGCGAUCUGCAGGUCCGAAUCGAUCACACCUCUCGAACUUUAAGUUUCGGAUCUGACCUGAAUUAUUCGACAAAGGAGGAUGCUCCAGUUGGGCCCUUCCUACAAAACAUGCCCUCUGAGCAAAUAAGGAACCAGCUGACUGCUAUGUCUGCCUCUUUGGCUAAGGCCCUGCAGGUCAUCAAACCUGUCUCCACGCUGCAAGAGCGCGAGGAGCAGAGCCAGCAGGCCAUAGCAGCUUAUUUGAAAAAUGCCCGCAAAGACCAUCAGCGCAUCCUGGCUCGCAGACAAACCAUUGAAGAGCGUAAGGAGCGUCUGGAGAGCUUGAACGUUCAGCGUGAGAAGGAGGAACUUGAGCAGCGUGAGGCAGAGAUGCAGAAGGUCCGCAAGGCGGAGGAGGAGCGCUUGCUCCAGGAGGCUAAAGAGAGGGAGAAGGAGCGCAUUAUGCAAGAGCAUGAGCAGAUCAAGAAGAAGACGGUGCGUGAACGCCUUGAGCAAAUUAAGAAGACUGAGCUGGGAGCCAAGGCCUUCAAAGAUAUUGACAUUGAGAACCUGGAGGAGCUGGAUCCUGACUUCAUCAUGGCUAAGCAGGUGGAGCAGCUAGAGAAGGAGAAGAAAGAACUUCAAGAGCGUCUGAAGAACCAGGAGAAGAAGAUUGACUACUUUGAGAGGGCAAAACGACUUGAGGAAAUUCCUCUUAUCAAAAAGGCCUAUGAGGAGCAGCGGGUCAAGGACAUGGAACUGUGGGAGCUCCAGGAAGAGGAGAGGAUCAGUAACAUGAAAGUGGAGCGGGAGAAGGCUCUGGAGCACAAGAAGCGCAUGUCCCGCAUGAUGGAGGAUAAGGAGAACUUUCUGUCCAAUAUAACAGCUGCUCGUAGUUUUAUUUAUGAGGAGAAACUGAAGGCAUUCCAGGAGCGCUUGGUGGAAGAGAGGAAAAAUCGUCUGGAGGAAAGGAAGAGGCAGCGUAAAGAGGACAGACGUAAGGCUUACUACCUCCAGAAAGAGGAAGAAGCACAGCGUAUUCAUGAGGAACAACUCAAAAAAGAGCGUGAGGAGCGGGAACGUCUUGAACAGGAGCAGCGAGAGGAGGAGGAGCGGGAGUACCAGGAGCGCCUACGCAAGCUCGAAGAGCAGGAGCGAAAACAACGUGCUCGUCAGCAGGAGAUUGAAGAGCGUGAACGCCGUCGUGAAGAGGAGCGACGCAGUGUCCCAGAGGAGAAAGCCAAGGACUGGGGUGAAAAGGAGGAGGGAGGAUGGCGGAAGCGCACUGAGCCAGAAUCAGAAUGGCGCCGUCCUGUGCCCGACAGGGACUGGAGACAAGAAGGUCGCAAUGACGACAAGGAGGACAGAGAGAUGCCCUACCGACGAGGCGAGGGUCUGCGCAGAGGUGGAGAUGAUAGAGGACCUCGUAGAGGUUUCGAUGAUGAUCGAGGCCCCAGGCGCGGCUUUGAUGAUGAUCGAGGCCCCAGGCGCGGCUUUGAUGAUGAUCGAGGCCCCAGGCGCGGCUUUGAUGACGACAGGGGUCCGCGUCGCGGCAUGGAUGACGACAGGGGUCCGCGUCGCGGCAUGGAUGACGACAGGGGUCCGCGUCGCGGCAUGGAUGACGACAGGGGUCCGCGUCGCGGCAUGGAUGACGACAGGGGCCCCAGACGUGAUGAUGACUGGGGACCCAGACGAGGAGGAGAUGACGGCCCACGUCGUGGUGUUGAUGACUCCAAACCCUGGAAACCGCUCAGUCGACCAGGUGGUUGGCGUGAGCGGGAGAAGGCUAGGGAGGAAAGCUGGGGUCCUCCUCGCAGUGGUAACCAUGAUGGUCGAGAUGACGAUGACAGAGAGGAGCGACCCAGCGACCGCUUCAGAGAUCGUCCCAGAGAUGAGAAUACAUGGAGGAGAUCAGAAGAAGGGGGCAGUUGGAGAGAUUCUCGCAGAGAUGAUGUUGAUCGCGAUGACCGCCGUGACGAUCGCGAUGAUCGUCGUGACCGAGACGACCGUCGCGACGAACGCCGACGUGAUAGAGACCGCCGUGAUGAUGUUCAGCAGAGAGGCCCACCAAGAGAUCAAAAUGAUGGAGGCACCUGGCGUCGUGGAGGUGACGACAGACGUGAGGUAAGGGAACAGCCCAGGGAGCGAGAGCGGGAGCGUGACCGAGAGGCUGAAGGAGAGAAGAGUUGGCGUUCAGACAAAGAUAACGCUCGUCGCACGAAGAACGAGAUCGAUGAUGAUGGUUGGACCACUGUACGCCGCUGAGUUCCGGCAUCCCCAAAUUCACUUCAAUAAAUAUUUAAUUGAUAUUGUUUCAAUGGCAAAAUAACCUUCAAUAUCUCACCCUCAUUUAGCUAAGGACAAGCUUCUGAUACGCUCUGUGUAUUACUUUUGGAAUUUAAUGUUUCUCUCUUCUCUGGGGCUGUUUUUUUUAAUACUUGUAGACUUUAAGCAGUUGUAAGCAUUGUAAGCCCUUGUAGACAUGGCUGCCCUCCGGGUGGCUCGGAGUGGUACUAUUAAAAAAAAAUGUAUAUAUAUACACAGAAAAACUAUCUAGCCUCACACCGAUAUAUCAACCUCAGCUUUCCACGCAAACUCAGUGAAUCACCAACUGCCUCUUAAUAUAGAUGUUACAUGACGGAACUACACAAAUGCUAUUUGCUUCAGCUUCCCAUUAGUGUGUCAGAUGCUUCCUCUUGUUAAAUGAGUGAAAUAUCAAUUUUGAAGUGCAUGCUUAAGAGUAUUAAAUUUGUGUCAUCUGAUACAGUUUGUGCUUCUAUCUCACUGCAUUCAAUAGUAUCACACUAUCUUGCAUGUGAAUUGAUAAAAGCCCUUAUUAAAAAUGUUUGCUCUCCAACA
This is a messenger RNA of Doryrhamphus excisus (bluestripe pipefish), 4409 nucleotides long. RefSeq names its product eukaryotic translation initiation factor 3, subunit 10 (theta) (gene eif3s10). The record is from RefSeq and is a predicted model, not a curated record. NCBI's taxonomy places the organism in Eukaryota, Metazoa, Chordata, Actinopteri, Syngnathiformes, Syngnathidae. Gene Ontology annotation, biological process: formation of cytoplasmic translation initiation complex; translation reinitiation. Gene Ontology annotation, molecular function: translation initiation factor activity; mRNA binding. Gene Ontology annotation, cellular component: multi-eIF complex; eukaryotic translation initiation factor 3 complex, eIF3e; eukaryotic translation initiation factor 3 complex, eIF3m.